This is a messenger RNA of Phascolarctos cinereus (koala), 2390 nucleotides long. RefSeq names its product peroxisomal biogenesis factor 26 (gene PEX26). Gene Ontology annotation, cellular component: peroxisome; peroxisomal membrane. Gene Ontology annotation, biological process: protein import into peroxisome matrix; protein import into peroxisome membrane. NCBI's taxonomy places the organism in Eukaryota, Metazoa, Chordata, Mammalia, Diprotodontia, Phascolarctidae. Gene Ontology annotation, molecular function: protein-containing complex binding; ATPase binding. The record is from RefSeq and is a predicted model, not a curated record.
AGGCAGCGCCUGCCAACAUGUCCGCAGAGGGCUGAGCUUCCCCUCCUCUCUCCUGGAGCCGGGAGGGGAGCUUUCCAUGGUGGAUUUCACUCUCCUGGGUGAAGGUCCUGCCGAAUGUGGGCUACCCCAGCAGCAGCGGCAGCAGCAAGGUCCAGAGGUCCCAUUAGGUGGACUCAGGUGAGCCCAGGCGGAGGUGGCCGAGGAGCUGGCGACUCUGCAGAGAAACCCCCUCCCUGCAGGGGAAGCAGAGCUCACCAAGGGCAAGGCUGACUCCCGUGAACUCCGGCGGAGCUGGCCUGGAUCCCGGGUCUCCCCAGACGAGCCCCCACCGCAGCCGCGGCGGCAGAGGAAGCCAGGCAUUGCCAAGUUCCAGCUUGAGUCGGUAAAUUCGGCAGAGGUGGCCUGGAGGCUGGUAACUGUCCAGCCCCACCCCCCGCAGGCAGAACCACUGGGAGCCGCGCACUUUCUGCCUCUUCCCCUGAAGAUAAUCCAGCUUUCCCAGUCCGCUCUCGUAGCCACAUUCCCAGGAGGACUUACCUCGGGCAAGUUACUUAACUUCAUUGGGCUCCAGUCUCCUCAUCUGUAAAAUGGGGGUCGGUCUGGAUCUCACAGCGCCCUUUCCCUCUCUGAGUCCAGAGUCUGUGCUGUUGUUGGCAGGGGGGCAGGGCACCGUGUAGGUGGGGCUUUCUCCUAUUCCCCAGGCAGACCCCAGCCGAGGGACUAGCAUCCAUCCCAAAGUCGCCAGCCGAAGUGAGCCAUGAAAAACGAAGGGACAAUAUCUGCCCUGGGACUCAGGGGUUGCGUGGGGUCACUCAGAAGCAGUGAGCCCGUGGGUUUGGCCCCACCCCCGUCUCUGCUCCAGAGCUUGCUGGAAGAGGCUGCAGACUACCUAGUGGUGCACCGGAACUUCAAGGCAUGCCUGGAGACAUGCCAAAGGGGCUGUGAGAGACUGGGCUCUUGCUUGCAGGCAGAGGAGUGUGAGGACAGCAAGGACCUGAAGUGCUUCCUGUGUGUGGUGGGGAUCCAGGCCCUGGCGGAGAUGGAUCGGUGGCGAGAAGUUCUCUCUUGGCUUCUGCAGUAUUAUCAGGUCCCAGAACAUCUGCCCCCCAAAAUUCUGGAACUGUGCAUUCUUUUAUACAGCAAAGUAAAGGAACCCCAGGCGAUCCUGGAGGUGGCCAGCAAUUGGUUGAGAGAUCCGGCCAAUCGAGACCUGCCAGAACAUGGGGCCAUAUUUGAACUUCAUCUGUUUCGGGUGCUGUUGCCCUUGCACUGUUGGACAGAUGCAGAGGAUAUGGCUGGGCUCUGUGCAGAGGAGGAACAGAGACAGGCUGCUUCUCAGGCCAUCUACACAGCAAGGCAGCAGCAAGAGGAGAACCUCGAGGAAACCAGGGAACCGGACCCACAAAAGGAGAACCAGGGAGGCACCUUCUGCCGAAAGCUGCUGGCCCUGUGGAAGUUGCUACGGUGGUUGCUAGCGUCUGUGGUGGACCAUCUCCUUUCUCUGCCCUUAAAGAGGACCUUCUUGAUUGCUUUGAUCCUCUGCCUCUUGGUAGUGAGAUUUGAUCCAGCUUGUCCCUCUUCACUGCCUUUCUUCUACAAGUUGGCUCACGUCUUCUAUCGCAUUCGAGGGACCAUCUUUUCUCCAUGCUACCUGUCAUCUUAUAACUUGUGAUGGAGUGAACUCUGCAACACAACUUGGCUGUUCCACUCUUGGCAGUGACACUGGCAGAACGUCUUAUUGACUUCUACAUUCUUUCAGCUUGAUGUCUGGGGCCUGUGUUAUUUUAGGGCUAAUGAUAAUCUGGGAAAGCUAGGUCUGGUCACGUGGACUACAGCCUGCCCAACAAAAUACCUGGGGGGGGGCAGAUAUGGACUGUGAUACUGCCCCCAACCUCUCUCCUCUUUAUAGAUUCCACCUUCUUUAGUCUCAGUGCCAUGAUUCUAGGUGACGAGGAAGUCGUUGGUGCCAAUAAAGGCCUUCUCCUUUAGGAUAACUCACUACCGAGAGGCCCUCUCAAAUGGGAUAAUUUUGGAAUGAUGAACAGGAGUUAUGGAAUAUUCUUGUCUCUGUCCAGAGGAAGGAUCAUUGAGAAGUAGGCUUGGUGACUAGAGACUGAGUCACAUGGGAAGGGUCAGAGCAUUUGAACCUAAUUGAAAAAGACUCUGGCUCUUUAUCACAUAGAAGUAUUGCAAAGUCUAUCUGAAAUUCAUUCUAUUAAUUAGCAUGAAUGAGACCUGAUGGUGGAAAAUGCUUUUGUUUCUCAAGAGAUGAUAAAAAAUUUGAACCUCUACAUAGAUUCCAAAGCUCUCAGAAAAUUAGGGGCAGCUAGGUGGCACAGUGGAUACACUGCCAGUCCUGGAGUCAGGAAGAUCUAAGUUCAGAUCUGGCC